GAGAUGUUAAAGAUCAUCCCAAACAAAAUUUGAAAGCGAAAAUGAAAAUGAAAAAUUCCGUACUCAGUUUUUUCACCAUCAGUGUGAUGCUCAUCUUCUUGCAGUUGCAGCACCACCUGGUGGCUUCUUCAUUGAGCCCCAGCUUGCAGAAACUUGCGUUGUUCGACUUUAAACAAACCUUUUCAAUCAGUAAUGAUCCUAGUAGCUGGAUAUGCUCCUAUUAUUCCGUCGAAGACGAAGAGUUUUACGAAAUUCCUUCUCGGCCAAAGACAAAGAAUUGGAGCAUGAGUUCUGAUCACUGCACAUGGGAUGGAGUUAGCUGCGACGACAAGACAGGGGGCGUUAUCGGACUGGACUUGAGUUGCAGUCAGCUGGAAGGAGCCAUUCUUCCUAAAAGCACUCUCUUCCAACUCUCUCAUCUCCGCUUCCUCAAUCUCUCUCAAAAUGACUUUUCCCUCUCCAGUCAGUUCCCUCCGGAAUUUGGUUUCUUUGCAAAAGGUUUGACGCAUCUCAACCUCUCUUAUACUGGAUUAUCAGGGAGAGUUCCCUCUCGAAUCUCUCAUUUGCAGAAACUGGUCUCACUUGAUCUCAGUUACAACGAUGGGGCUGAACUUGAAGAAGAAGUGUUUAAAUCACUGUUGCAGAAUUUAACGCAUCUCGGAGUGCUUAAUCUUCACGGAGUUAACAUCUCCUCUGUUUUGCCCGUGAAUAUCUCUACUUCUUUAAGAGUUCUUCAAUUGUCGUAUACUGAUAUACACGGAGUAGUACCCCAAGAGGUUUUCCACCUUCCCAACUUGGAAUCACUUGAUUUAUCAUAUAAUUUCCACCUCCUGAGAGCUACAUUACCCAAAGUUAAGUGGGGAAGUAAAGCUACUCUCCGACACCUUCAUCUUUCACACGUCAACAUAGAUGGAGGAGGUAUACCUGACUCAAUAGGCUUUUUAAAGGACUCAUUAGUCAGUUUGUAUCUGGGCGGCUGUAAUUUGUCUGGGCCUGUACCAAGAUCCAUUGGGCACCUCGUUCAACUUACUCACUUGGGCCUCUCUCAAAAUAAUCUCAAUGGCCCAGUUCCAACAUUUUUUACAGACGUUACAGACUUAAGAUAUAUCUCCCUUGCGCGUAACAAUUUCACUGGAUCUCUACCUCGUUGGUUGUUUCACCAUCCAUCGUUAGAGACCUUGUAUCUGCAUAGUAAUGCAUUCACGGGUCCACUACAUGAAUUUGAUUCUUCUCGAUCACGGCUGCAAUCUUUUUCUUGUUCCAGCAAUUUACUCAAUGGAUCCAUUCCACAUUCAUUUUCUCAACUUGUCAAUCUCACUAAACUAGAUUUGUCAUCAAACAAUUUCAGCGGGGUUUUGGAUUUGGAAAUGUUUUCAGACCUCGAAUCUCUAGAACGUCUUAGACUUUCUCGUAACAGUCUUUCAGUGACAAGUACAAGUAUGGCCACUCUCCCUCCUACGCUUAACUACUUGGACUUGUCAUCUUGUAACAUGAAAGAGUUUCCUCAUUUUUCAAGAGAUGCAAACAUCUCCCUGGUGUUUGUAGACCUAUCAAACAAUAAAAUUGAAGGGGAAAUUCCACACUGGAUUGGGUUGCUGGGGAUGUCCUAUCUGAAUCUUUCUCACAACAAACUAAUAGGCGGUCUUGAGCAACUGCCUUGGAGUCAUAUUGAAUAUCUUGAUCUCCAAUACAAUAAGCUGAAUGGAUCGUUGCCCACCUUGAUGUGUAAUUCCAGCUCUCUUUAUAUUCUAAAUCUGUCUCACAACAAGUUGAGUGGUGUACUACCCAUUUGUCAUACAAAUUUGACUUGGCUUUCCGUGUUGGAUCUGCGGAGGAAUAAAAUUCAAGGAAACAUUCCAGCAACCCUGUCAAAUUUCCAUAAUCUGGAAACCAUUAAUUUGAAUGGAAACCAAUUAGAAGGAAGCAUUCCUUCUUCUUUUGCUGGAUUUGAUUCUUUAGCCGUUCUUGAUCUUGGAAAUAAUCAGAUAAAUGAUACAUUCCCCCAGUGUUUGGAAGCUCUUCCAAAUCUUCAAGUUCUUGUUCUCAAAUCAAAUAAGUUUUAUGGUCUUAUAAACACGAGUUCUCAGGUUGUACACCCAUUUCCUAGCUUGAGAAUCAUUGAUCUUUCGUACAACAAGUUUUCAGGUGCACUGCCAGAAAAAUAUUUCAGAAACUUCAAGGCUAUGAUGAAUGGUGAAGUGAAUAAGGUAAAUCGUAGUUAUAUGGAGCAGGAUCUUUACAGUGAUUCCACAGCUCUAGUGAUUAAAGGCAUGGAGAUUGAUUUAGAAAGAAUUUUGACUGUGUUCACAACUAUUGAUGUAUCAAAGAACAAUUUUGAUGGGGAGAUAGCUGAAUACUUUGGAAAUCUUGUAUCACUCAGAUUUCUUAAUCUUUCUCACAAUUAUCUCACAGGCCACAUACCACGCUCGAUUGGAAAAUUGACUGUGCUGGAGUCACUAGACCUCUCAUCCAACCAACUUCAAGGAGAAAUUCCUCCGCAGCUCACUAGUGUAUAUUCACUUGCAGUUCUCAAUCUGUCUUGCAACCAACUUAGAGGACGUAUUCCAGAAGGGUCGCAAUUCAAUACAUUUGAAAUCUACAGCUACGUCGGGAACUUUGGGCUGUGCGGAAAACCCUUGUCAAAAAAGUGUGAAAAUUAUGUCAGGGCACAAGAAGAAGACGAAGAAGAUGAGGAUGAUGAUUACUUUUUCAGUGGAUUUACUUGGGAAGCGGUGGUGAUUGGAUAUGGGUGUGGAGUGGUGCCUGCAUUUAUCACUGGCUACCUGAUGUUGUUGGCACGGAAACCAAAAUGGUUUGCUGGAAUCAUUGGCAGGGAACUGGGCCUGAAGAUCAGGAGGAUGGAGAUUAGAAGGCGAUAACUAAAGAUUGGAGAGGCAUGAACAUUUUGGCAUGCAAGUUGAUGGGACAAGCAGGAUUCAGAUGCACUGGAAUCAACCACUACUUCAGCUGUUUAAUUUGCAUCUUUUCUAAGUUACUCUGCACAUAUUCUAAGUUCCAUAUACAAGUUCUGUAAUGUUUAGUUAUUCUGCACAAACUCUAAGUUAGUUUCAACCACUGGGGUGUAAGCAGCCAAGUUAAUAAACCAGCAGUUUCUGCAGCUUUCACAACGUUGCUUCAUAUUAUUUUCCCCCUUAUUAGAUGAGCAAUAUAUUUGUGGAAUGGAUGUACCUGAAUUUGGUAUCCGAAGCUUAGUUAUAGAAAUUGUAGAUCAGCUAGUUUGCAACUUAGUGAGAAUGCUUUCCAUUGGACUUGAUUUACUCGUAGAGAAGCAGCACGCAAUGUUAAGGAAGGCCUGAU
Molecule: messenger RNA, 3318 nt
Organism: Daucus carota subsp. sativus
Lineage: Eukaryota; Viridiplantae; Streptophyta; Magnoliopsida; Apiales; Apiaceae
Product: receptor-like protein 6
Exons: 2
Coding region: 42-2879 (945 amino acids)
Molecular function (GO): protein binding
Source: RefSeq, a predicted model, not a curated record